Molecule: messenger RNA, 626 nt
Organism: Manduca sexta (tobacco hornworm)
Lineage: Eukaryota; Metazoa; Arthropoda; Insecta; Lepidoptera; Sphingidae
Product: sodium-dependent nutrient amino acid transporter 1-like
Exons: 5
Biological process (GO): sodium ion transmembrane transport
Cellular component (GO): membrane
Molecular function (GO): L-amino acid transmembrane transporter activity
Source: RefSeq, a predicted model, not a curated record
GCUCUGGUGUGGCUUUAUUAUCCACAUUAAAUACUAUACUACUGGACACGUUCCCCGUGUGCCAACAAUCUACAUAUCUUCCGCGACCUGCACAGUCGGUUUCCUUUGUUGGUCUGAUUUAUGUUACGCCGGGCGGUCAGUACAUAUUGGAACUCGUGGACUAUUACGGAGGUACAUUCAUGAGAUUGUUUGCUGCUAUUACUGAAACUAUCGGUGUCUUCUGGAUAUACGGCCUGGAGAAUUUAUGCCUCGAUGUCGAAUUUAUGUUGGGUAUAAAAACUUCGUUUUAUUGGAGAAUCUGUUGGGCAAUCGUAACUCCGAUCAUGAUGGUGAUCGUUUUCAUUUACGCUCUCGUCACCACGGAUGAUCUACUGUUUGGAGACACUUACCGAUACCCACAAGGAGCAUACAUCGCCGGUUAUGUUCUGCAAUAUACAGGAAUUGCGUUGAUUCCGAUUUUCAUGGGAUUAACAUUCUGGAAAUACAGAUCAGAUAGCUGGCUUGAGACCGUAAAGAGAUCAUUCCGCAAAAGCCUACUUAUGGACCUAAAGACUCUCAGAAGCGCGAAGAGUGGCGCGCGUUCCGCACAGACGCGAAAUACGAGCGCGAGAUUAAGCGCAAAACUG